Molecule: messenger RNA, 917 nt
Organism: Daldinia loculata
Lineage: Eukaryota; Fungi; Ascomycota; Sordariomycetes; Xylariales; Hypoxylaceae
Exons: 3
Coding region: 366-644 (92 amino acids)
Source: RefSeq, a predicted model, not a curated record
AUUCCUACUCAAUACAUCAAAUGCCUUCACUUCGAGUUUUAUAAGACGAGUAAAAGAAUACCUUUAUAAUCUUACCUUCCACUUUCGAUCAGCUAGAAAGGUUCGAUUGGCUGCAUGGAUUUUCGAUGCCAAGACCCUUGCCGUCCUCGAUAACGUCUUCAGAUCUUCCCCAGAUUCUUAAAUUCCCCCACAGUUUUAAAGUAAGUAGAAAUCGAGUAAGCACCUCUUAUAAAGUAUAAAGUCAGUGUCUUUCAACAUUCCAGCAAAUUCAUACCUACUUUUUUUAUAUCAAUCAAUAGCAGUAUAUCUUCUUCGGACCAAUCACUAGUCAUCAUAAAUCACAACCAUAUCCCAACUCAAGCAUAAUGUCUUCACAAAACAACAGUCAGCAGCCCUCUCUUAUCGGCGGCCAUGCCGAAUACAUCAAGGGAGCCACAGAAUCAGCUAUCGGCAGCGCCACGGGCUCGCAGGCUUGGACUAGCUCCGGAGAGCAAGCCAAGGCCCAUGCCGUAGAUACCAUGAAGACGGCUGGCGAGAACCGCGAUUCAUCUCAAGGGUUUGGCAAGGUCGAACAGAAGUUGGGACAAGCCACAGGCUGCGAAGGCAUGGUCAAAGAGGGGGCGGCUAGCAAGAAGCCCGAAUAGAUGGAGAGAAUCAUCCACGCUCGUUUUCAAACAUACCUACGCAAUUGGUGAGGUAUAAGAUUACAUUGUCAGUUCCAUUAAGGUUUAUGUAUUAUCAUCGGGUAUUGCGGUGACAGCUAAAAGGGUAGCAUUGCAUUCUCGGAAGACUGGGAUUCAUCAUCCGCGUUGUAUUAUGUAUACGUCUGUAUUAAAAUGUAGAUAAGCUCUUGAAGGUACCCGAUAGUGUUUACGACAAAAUUCCCUUUUAAAUUCCCAGCAAGGGCAGCUUUUGAC